Messenger RNA from Leptomonas pyrrhocoris, 7204 nucleotides. RefSeq lists its product as hypothetical. Lineage: Eukaryota; Euglenozoa; Kinetoplastea; Trypanosomatida; Trypanosomatidae. Gene Ontology annotation, molecular function: nucleic acid binding; ATP binding. The record is from RefSeq and is a predicted model, not a curated record. The coding region runs from base 485 to 7204 and encodes 2239 amino acids. The transcript has a single exon. Gene Ontology annotation, cellular component: cytoplasm.
GAUAUCAUCAGCAGGUGACCACGACAGCCACUGAGUUGUAGCGUCACUUAGUUGUCCGCCAUCGCAGUGCAGCCACUUCUCUCUUUUUCUUUUGUCAUAUUUCUUUCGGGACCUCGCCCCUCGUUGUUUCCCUUUCGCUUCCUUUCAUUCCUCUGUGCCUCUGCGGCGUCGCUGUCGUCGUCUCCACGUGCGCCGCUUUCGUCAGGCGCAGCACACAAGGACAUCGCAGCGUUGGGAUAAAGUAUAACAGGUUAACGCGCCAACACAUUACACGCAAACUCAAAGGUAAACCAGUAGUACUACUACUACAUAUAUAACGCUGUUUAAACGUGACUUUUUAAACCCCUCCAAAAAGACUUGGUAACCGUUACUUUCUUGUUUGGCCGUCCUUGGUUGAUCUUGCUGGGGUGCAUUUGCCCUCUCCUCUCUGUCUCCCUUUGUCUUCGUCACUUUUCUUUUCUUUUCUGGCUUUCGUACACGGGCGAUGUCUUCGCACUACCGCGAGCUCCAUCAGCUUUUCGUGGACGCCAAUGGCCAGCCAGACUUCAACACCGCCGUGGAGAGCCUGGCGACGCAGCCGGUGCGUCAGCUCUUCCUCCUCCACUCCCUCCUCUGCCUGAACGAGCCCGACGCGGCGACGAGCCCGACGACGAUAAAGCCGGUGCACGAGACCCUCGCGUUGCUGCGCACCUGCAACGCGCUGCUGCGCUGGGCUGCCGAGCAGAAGCACGUGGCGCAGGGCAUCCACGACAGCAACGUUGAUGAUGGUGUUGCGGCUGCCCCCCUCCCGCAGGCCGACUCGCUGCAGGGCGUCGAUGAAUGCCGCAUGGCGUGGAAGUUCCUGGCGACCUUCAUGGACCAGCCGGCGGCUGUCACCUGCAUGGAGAAGGCGCUGACGGAGGUGGCGGUGGAGUACCACUACGCCACCGCGCGCCCGCGUCAGUUCGACAUGUUCGUCCACCUCAGCGCCAUGGAGAAGUUUUUCGUGGACGGCGACUCGCUGCUCAUGGCGGCGCUGUCGUCCCCGCACGUGGACUGGGACUUAAUGCAGCCGCUGCACGUCCUGUACAACGCCCAGGCGUUGCUGCGUCGCCUGCAGACGCGCGGUGGACGCUUCCACGUCGUCUUCUUUCGCAACACCGCUUGGUUUUGGUCGACGGCACCGCAGAAGCUGUUCCUCCGAGAGGCGCUGCGGGCGACGCUGACGGCGGUGGCGACGACGAACCCGGAGAGCCAGCUCGUCGUGGACACCUUCGACAGCUUUCAUUGCGCGGAGUUCGCCGCGUACGUCGCGAAGUACGAGCCGGAGUUUUUGCUCAUGUCGGACGGGGAGCAGCUGGGGCAGGCGACGCCGCUGCAGCAGCUCUUUCACAACCACACGGAGGAGGAGCUGUUGGCGUUCGAGGGGGUGGAGAGCGGAAACGGCGGGGCCGGAGACGCGACGGACUCCACCGCGGCGCCGACGUCCACCCUCCUCACGCCGGAGGAGGCGACGGAGGUGAAGCUGCGGGCGACGGAGGACCGCGUCAUGGAACUGAAGAGCACCUACCGCAGCCUCGUCGAGGAUGAAGCGCACGGGGCUCGUGUGUCCUUCUACUUUCACUGCUUCCUCACCUGGGCGACGGCGCGGCGGAUUAAGGUCGCGUACUCCUCCCGCAUCAUCACGCGUGAGAACGCGGUGGUUGUGUUUGCCGUGACGGUGGAGAGCGCCAACUUUGCGCGCGCGCUCGUGCUGGAGCCGCAGUCGACGCAGCUGGCCGCCGCGCUCGAGCGCGACGUCGAGCUGCCCCCGCUGUCCGACGCCGCCCUCGCCUUGGCAAAGGACGGUCAGCUGUCGCGCCGCGAGCAGGUUGUCUCGGCCGCGGUGCACGCCUACCUCCACGCGGGUCCGCAGCGCACCCCGCAGCAGCUGCAGCUGUGUCAGGCAAUGAUGAUGACGGCGUACUGCACUGCCCUCAUCGAUGCGGAGCUGCGCGCGCAGCGCGCCGUCGCGUCCCCUGCGAUCGCCGCCUUCCUGAACGACCUCGCGCCGUACGUGCUGCAGGCCUUCGAGCAGUGCGACUGCGCGACGGGUCGUGGGGCGGAGUUCGAUGUCUACGACGGGCACCUGCUGGCGAUGAUGGCGCACCUGCUGCGCACCACGCCCGCCGCGCAGCUGCUAGACGAGGACGGCGUGGCGGACGUCAACUUCAGCUGGCAGGAGGUCUUCGGCGAUGAGUCGGCGGACAUGACGACCGCCGCGCUGUCCGACUUGCCAGAGAUCACCAUCGCGGAGCCAAAGAAAGCGAUGAAGUACCCGCACCUGACGCAUGAGCUGGUCGACCAGCUCGCGCGCAGCUUUCAGGUGGAGGGGCACGUGUCGAACCGCCCCUACCCGUCUACGCUCGGCAACGCGAACGAGCUCAGCGGGUGGAUUGUAUCGCAGCCGUUUGAUGAGCUGAACGACGUGGUGGAUGUGCUGGUGGAGCGGGAGUCGCAGCGUAACCUGACCGACCGCGAGCGUCGCCGGCAGCUGGCGAUGGAGGCCGCCUUCGUGAAGGACGCGGCGCAGCAGGCGGAGUCGAUGGGCAUUCGCGGCUUCACGAGCGGCACCCUGGCGGUGGUCUGCUCCGACAGCGACGACGACGAGGACACCGGCGAGGCUGCCGGCGCUGCGGGGGGCAACAACAGUAACGCGAAGAACGCGAAGAAGACGAAGCAGCAGCACCAGGGGCAGCGCAACAAGAAAGUGCGAAGCCGCGAGGACGUCAUUCGCGAGGAGGCGAACGUGCGGGAGGCGAACAAGACGGUGCAGGACUGGGCACAGCAGGUGGCGGACCUGUGCAAGAUGACGGAGCCGACGUCGAUGCGGGCGACGGAUGUGCCGGACAACAUCGCGAAGCUGACGGCCGUGCUGUCACGCCUGACGAGCGCCUCAUUCGGCCGCAACUUUGACCCAGGCGAGCAACUGAAGGAUGAGGAGGCGGUGCCGCUGCCGCUGGCGAUGUGGCGCCUGCUGGUCGAGACGAGCGGCAUGCGCGAGGCCGAGUUCGCCUUCACCAUCACGGCGGAGGACGACGACGGCAACAACAACAACAACAAACGCAAGAAGCCAACUAAAGACAAGCGCUCCACCAACCUCUUCGCCUUCGGCCUCAUCGCGGAUCUCGUCGCGGCGUGCAUCGCUGACAGCAAGGACAGCCACAGCGACUGGGGGAGACUGGACCGUCUGCGCAAGAUCAAGAAGAACUUCACCGUGUACGACGCGACCUCCUAUUUGAACUGGGUGUACCUCACCUACGUGCAGCUGCACUUCCAGUGCAAGCUGAUGGCGCGCGUGGUGCGGCUGCAGCUGGAGCAGUGGAAGGCGGAGCGGGAGCGGGCGCGGCAGGUGCAGGAGGCGCCGAACAUCGCCAUCGGCGUACCGCUCUUCCUGUACUGUCAUCACAAGGUGCUGUCCUGCAUCCGCGACAACGGUGUCGCGGUCUCGACGGACGACCUCGACGUCGUGCGCUCCGCCCUCGCCCACUUCGACUUCCCGGCGUCGUACUACGAGAAGGUGGACGCGGCGGUGGCGCGGUGGCAGAACGCACCGGUCACGGUGCUGCCGCCCAGCCACCGCCCGCGGCAGAAGGUCUGCUUCGAGACGCCGGAGAUGAUGCAGCUGAUGAGCAUGGGACACCUGCUGGAGCGCCCCGUCAUCCCCACGAAGGACUACCGCGUCGUCUUCAAUCCGGAUGCGUGGCAGCGCGAGCUGCUCGACAUCGUCGACGCCCGCGGCAGCGCGGUGGUCUGCGCCCCGACCUCCGCUGGCAAGACGUUCAUCUCCUACUACUGCAUGUACAGCGCGCUCAAGACGUCGAACACGAAGGUCGUCGUCUACGUCGCGCCGAACCGCGCGCUGAUCAACCAGGCCGUGGCCGAUGUGUGCGCGCGUUACGGGUCGAAGAAGUACUCCUUCCCGGGCCGCAACGUGUACGGCGUGCACGGCGGGGCGGACUACCACCGCUACGUGGACAGCUGCCAGGUGCUCGUGACGCUGCCCGAGGUGCUGGAGACGCUGCUGCUGUCUCCCAAGUACAAGGACUGGGCGAAGCGCCUUGACUACGUCAUCCUGGACGAGAUCCACACGAUGGAGAGCAGCGGCAACGGCGACGUGUGGGAGCGCGUGCUGGCGCUGCUGCCGUGCCCCUUCGUCGCCCUUUCCGCAACCCUCGGCGAGACGCAGGAGCUGUGCGGGUGGCUGAACCGCGUGCAGCAGCGCCUGGCCGUGCAGCAGCCCGAGGCACGGCGCGACUUCGUUGUCCACGACAUCCCCUCCUCGGGCAGCAUCCAGCGGUGGAACGACAUUAAGAAGUACAUCUACCUGCCCCCGCCGGGCUACCACCCGCAGCUGAAGAAGCUCACGGCGAAGUACCCGCACCGGUACAUCCACGACCUGCACCCGCUAUCCAUCUUGACGCUCGAGCAGCUGCAGAGCGGCUUCCCGCCAGACAUCACACUCGUCCCGAGCGAGGUGGUACAGCUGCUGCAGAAGAUGUCGGCCUUCUUCGCCGAGGUGGUGGCGCCGACGUGGUCGCACGUGGCGGUGGUGCAGGCGAUGGAGGCCCAGCUGGCAGCCCUGCUGCCCGAGACGUACUUCCAGGCCGAGAACUACAUCACGCAGCAGCGCGCACGGCAGUACGAGGCGGACGUGAAGAACGCCUUCGCCUACUGGGUUUACCUCAGCCACGGCCGCGACGCCGAUGGGGUGGCGGAGAUGAGCGAGGAGGACGCGGCGGCCUUCAACGGCGACAUGCUGCGCCUGUGCGAGUCGAUUCUUCAGGCCUUCUCACAGCGGCUGCGCGACGACGAGGCGCAGCUGGACAAGUACGCGACGGACGCCGCGCUGCUGCUGCAGCAAGGGCAGGAGGUGAGCGCGGCAGACUCCCCUGCCGGCACGACGCCCGCGCCGGAAGGCGAAGACAACGACGGCGAGUCUACGGAGGCGUCGACGCCGCAGCCGGCGAGCCCCACCUCGGACACGACGUCGCGCACCGCUGCUACGGCGGCGGCAGCAUCAGCAGCUGUGGGGACCACAAAGAGGGCCUUCUUCCCCGAAUCCAAGGAGUUCAUCGCAGACAACAUCAUCAGCGUGCUGCGCGAGCUGAACAGCCGCGACAUGGGGCCGACCAUCGUCUUCACCUUCGAGGGCGAGGACUGCGAUGACCUGACCAAGGCGAUUGUCACCCGACUGGAGGAUGCCGAGGCGGCGUACCGGCAGACGGAGGAGUUCGCGCAGUACAAAGCGGCGAUGGAGCGCAAGGCGGCUGCGGUUGAGGCCGCCCGCAAGCAGCGGGAAUCGACGCUGAAGCAGAAGAAGCUGACGACCGACGACGGCGGCGACGUCGAGCGGGCCGACCGCGAUGUGGACGAUGCGGUGAACAACGACGAGGACUUCAUUGUGCCGGAGGUGCUGCCGGAGUUCACCUUCGUUGGGCAGUACUGCACCGUUGACCCGACAGUGGUGAAGGAGGCGGUGGAGGAGUGCGUGAAGCGGGGCGACAGCCUCAGCGCGCGUGCGAUCCAGCGCGGCGUCGGCAUCCACCACGCGGGCGUGAAAGGAAAGCUGCGUCGCAUGAUGGAGAUUCUCUUCCGCGGUCGGCACUGCGGGGUGAUUUGCGCGACCGAGACGCUGGCCCUCGGCGUGCACAGCCCAUGCCGCUCCGUCGUCCUCGCCGGCGACCACGUGCUGCUCAACACGACACAGUUCCGCCAGAUGAUGGGCCGCGCCGGGCGCCGUGGUCUGGACUUUUUGGGCCACCUCGUCUUCCUCAGCGUCAGCAUCAAGAAGAUCACGCGCCUCAUGACGAGCAGCAUGACGGUCAUCAAAGGCAACGUGCAGGUCGACCCCGUCACGCAGCUGCGCAUGAUGCAGCUGUAUGACUACGCGCGGCAUCGCGACUUGAAGGGGGCAGAGGAGUGGAGCAGGCGGGCGCUGAACAUGGCGGAGCGGCUGUACGUCAACCCGCUCUUCUUCGCCGGCCGGGCCGCGGUGGAAGGCGGCAACAUGGAGGCCUUCACGAUUGAGUUUGCGCAGAUGCUGCUCGGCUUCCUGCACCGCGAGGGCCUGCACUUCAGCGACCGCCCCUCCUCGCUCGGCUCGCUGCUCGUGGACGCGAUGUAUGUGUUCCGCAACGCGCAGGUCGGGGCGGAGGGCUUCGCGUUUAUUUCGAUGAUUACGCGGAAGGUGUUUGCCCGGGCACGGCUGGCCCGUCGCUUUGCCCAUCUCGCCCCGACGGACGAGGCGGCGGCGCAGGAGGCGAAGGGGGAGCUGCUCGCCUACCUCUUCUCGGUAAACAAGAUCUGCGGCACCCCCUUCGAGAUCCACCGCUCCGCGUUGAGCGAUCCGGCGGUGGUGGAGCUGUGGGCCGGCCGGCGGGUGGCGAAGCAGCACCGCGUCGUGCUCGCCCCUCUCGACGUCUGCUCCCCGCUCGUGAAGCCGUUCAGCUACGCGUCCGUCUUCCGCAUGAUCUCCGCGUUUUACACCCACCUCGCCGGGACGCUGCGCGAGCCGGCGGAGCAGCGGCUGCCGUACAUGUGUGCCAAGACGAAGAAGAAGAACCCGAUCUUCGGCAGCAAGUCUAACAUGCCGCUCAUGGAGAGGCUGCGGGCCACGACGGAGCCCUACGCGGCGCGCGACCCCUUCGUCGCCAUCUGCGGCUGCGGCGACCACUUCGUGCACAGCGAGGACCUCGUGACGACGCUGCGCCGCGGCCUCUUCUGCGAUCGCCGCAUGCUGCCCGUCGUCGACCUCAUCGACGGCUGCCGCCACGACGGGGCGCAGGUGCUGAUGAAUGCGUGUCUGACCGAUUUUGUGCGCUGCAAGGCGCAGAUCGACUCCGUGCGGUCGAACUUCCGCUUCACCCUGCUGGAGGAGCUGAACGGGCUGAGCCAGUCGGAGAGCUACGCGGUGCUGAACCAGACGGAGCGGCUGCUGUCGAACGUGGCGGGGCUGACGCGGGAUAGCAAGUACACCCCGCUGCAGGUGCUGAGUGCCCUCUACCCGGAGCGUCCGCGCGGGGAUAACGUGGCCGAGGAGGACGCGAAGUACUACGCCGGCACCCUCGGCGUGCUGAACUUCGCGGCACAGCUGCACGAGCUGCGUCCGCACAUCGACAAGGAGCUGGCGCAGGUGCAGUGGAUGGCACGCCUGGCGGAGCUGAAGCGCAACGCCAAGAAGUAG